Molecule: messenger RNA, 264 nt
Organism: Cylicostephanus goldi
Lineage: Eukaryota; Metazoa; Nematoda; Chromadorea; Rhabditida; Strongylidae
Source: the annotation of a GenBank genome assembly
AUGUUCGACGAGAACAGUAAUACCGCCGCCGGAGCUGGUGCUGUGGUGGCUCAGUCGGGCGCUCUAGCUCCGGGAACAAUUCCCGGAAAUGUCUCAGCUCCAAACUCAGCUAUUGUCACGCAAUUGCUCAACGUCAAGGAUAGCCGCUGGCUUCAGGUAGAGACCGAUGUGCCCGUAUCCGAGCUUCACAAACACACACUUACUCGUCCAAGCGCACUGUAUUGCUAUAGAACGCCAUUUAUUCCUUGGUCCGCUUUCUGUUAG